Drosophila busckii is the source of this 1065-nucleotide messenger RNA. RefSeq names its product ubiquitin-conjugating enzyme E2 G2 (gene Ubc7). NCBI's taxonomy places the organism in Eukaryota, Metazoa, Arthropoda, Insecta, Diptera, Drosophilidae. The coding region runs from base 281 to 784 and encodes 167 amino acids. Gene Ontology annotation, cellular component: endoplasmic reticulum; cytosol. The transcript is spliced from 4 exons. The record is from RefSeq and is a predicted model, not a curated record.
UCCAAACUGUCCGACAUUGACAUACGGUUGAAAUAAACACAUACAUAGUACAUACAUAUACACUCCACAAAUCUGUUUUUUUAAGCAUAUUUCCUUUAGAACUACAUCGCAUAUAAAUAUAAUUUCAUAUAUUUUUAUACAUACAUAUAUGCGUGUAUACGAAAGACAACCAGCGAGAGAGAACGAUAGCUGCAUAAAUAAAAAUAAACUUUAACUUGACCUCGAGGCUGCAAUUGUGCGCGUCACCUAAAGAAAACGGAAAAACAGAAAGUGGACAACAAUGGCUGGCUCGGCGCUGCGACGCCUGAUGGCAGAGUACAAACAGUUAACAAUGGAUCCUCCAGAGGGCAUUGCAGCGGGACCCAUUAGUGAGGAUAACUUUUUUGAGUGGGAAGCACUUAUAGCCGGACCUGAAGGUACCUGCUUUGAAGGCGGAGUAUUUCCAGCGCGCCUUAUCUUUCCACCGGACUAUCCGCUGAGUCCACCAAAAAUGAAAUUCACUUGUGAUAUGUUUCAUCCAAACAUUUUUGCCGAUGGACGCGUUUGCAUAUCAAUAUUACAUGCACCUGGUGAUGAUCCCAUGGGCUAUGAACUCUCUGCGGAACGUUGGAGUCCAGUGCAAAGUGUGGAGAAAAUAUUGCUAAGCGUGGUGAGCAUGCUAGCGGAACCAAAUGACGAGAGUGGUGCUAAUGUGGAUGCGGCAAUCAUGUGGCGAGAGCGGAGAGAAGAGUUUAAUAGCAUUGCACAGCGUUUGGUGCGCAAAACGCUUGGUUUGACCACAUAAAGUUGACUGACACGUACGCUCUCUCCCAACCCCACCCCCACCAUACACUCGCCUACAAAAACAGCUAGAACAGGAGCUACAGCAACGAGAACUCAAAUUUGGUGUCUGUGUGUGUGUGUGUGUGUGUAUUCAAAAUUUUAGUUUAAUGCAAAUGCAAAACUGCAAUUGUUAUUGGCAACCCAUCUUUUCGGCAUCCUUUAAACCAAUAUAACUGUUAUUUAUGUGUUUUUUGAUUUCAGUAAGUUUGAUUAAUAUUUCAAGUUUUUGUCAAGUCUGUCAAA